Capsicum annuum is the source of this 2332-nucleotide messenger RNA. Its product is annotated as DNA repair protein REV1-like. The record is from RefSeq and is a predicted model, not a curated record. NCBI's taxonomy places the organism in Eukaryota, Viridiplantae, Streptophyta, Magnoliopsida, Solanales, Solanaceae. Gene Ontology annotation, molecular function: deoxycytidyl transferase activity; DNA-directed DNA polymerase activity. The transcript has 5 exons. Gene Ontology annotation, cellular component: nucleus. Gene Ontology annotation, biological process: error-prone translesion synthesis; error-free translesion synthesis. The coding region runs from base 129 to 731 and encodes 200 amino acids.
UGGUAAUUUUUGCUUCUAUAGUCUAAAAACUUGACUUGUCCUCUUACGUUGUUAACUUGUUAUGUCUGAGUCUAUGUUUUGGCUCCUCUCCCUUCUCACCCUCCCUUAUCUGAAGGAAUGUCAUAUAUAUGAUAUACUACUCGUCUCUGUACAUUAUUCUCUGCACUGAAAAAGUCAAUUCAACUCUACUUGUUCAGGAUUGUUUUUUUGUGUCUGUGGUUAUCAGAAAUCACCCUGAGUUGAAGGAUAAACCUGUUGCCAUUUGCCAUUCAGAUAAUCCACGGGGAACAGCAGAAAUAUCGUCUGCGAAUUAUCCUGCUAAGGGUUAUGGAGUAAAGGCUGGAAUGUUUGUCAGAGAUGCCAAGUCACGUUGCCUUCACCUAGUCAUUCUUUCUUAUGAUUUUGAGGCUUAUGAGGAGGUUGCUGAUCGAUUUUAUAACAUCUUGCACAAGUACUGCAACAAAGUGCAGGCUGUAAGUUGUGAUGAAACAUUUUUAGAUGCCACUGAUUCUGGAGUAGAGGACAGUCAAGAUUUUGUCUGCGUGAUCAGAGAGGAGAUUCUUGAUGCGACAGGCUGUACUGCUAGUGCUGGUAUCGCUGGGAAUAUGCUUAUGACACGUCUUGCUACUAGGAUUGCAAAACCAGAUGGGCAAUGUUACAUCCCUUCUGAGAAGGCAUCAGUUAGUGAGAACUAUGGUGGCAACUUUUACAUGGCUUCUGUGACGGAGUAACGUGUGGCAAUCCGUAAAAGUGUCAGGUGCUCCAUGUAUACAAGUCCCAUUCUGUAUGCUGACUUGCUCUACUUGUAAAUUGGGUAUCGAUGCAAAGGGCCUCUGGUACAAGAGAACUCAGACCUGGUCUAACAGAAGAUCAUGUGAAUUUUUUGAUAGGACCACAUGAUGUUAGAAGAGCCCUGUUAUAUUAGACGUCCCGUCUCCCAGAGAUAGUGCCUUUGGUUAUGCAUGUGAGUUCUUCAUUCUACACUAGCAAUCUUGCUUUGAGUUUCCUGGAACUGGAAAAUGACUAGUUUUUCUUAUUAAAAGUGUGAACACUUUAUAUACUAAAAAUGAAGUUGAUCUGGAUCCUUGUGAACCAAAAAGAAUCUUUAUGGGUGAAAUGGAUCCAUGGUAUUUAUAUGAAAACUAUUGAUGACAUGUACCACCUAUUGAUUGUAGUUGGUAUUGGAAGAAGCUCAACAAAAUGAAAAUGGGUAUGGCUAGUUGGUAUAGCAAUGGCAGUUACAUGCUCACUUCAUCUGUUAAAUUCUCUGCGACUUAUGAUUUACCUGACUAUGUUAGGGGCAGAUUCAAAUUUGGUCAUCACUGAUCUUGGUUGGGCUAAGAUUUUGCAGCCUAAAUAUAGGUUCAUAGUAUGGUUGCUAUGCAUAAGAAGUUGUUAACUAAAGGAAGAUCGAUUGGAAUAGCGGUACCCUGUGAAAAUCCAUUUUGUGUCCUAUGUACACAGAACGUCAUAGAGGACUUAAGUCACCUCUUUCUCACUUGUGAAUGGCUAACUAUAAUUCGCAGGGGAAAGUGUUCAAUUGGCUGGGGAUAUAUAUGCCACAAGCUGAAACAGUAAGAAUGUCUGCAAUGCAUGAGAGAGAUAUUGGAGCAGAUUCAAAAAUGAAACUGUGCUGCAACUUCUGGUGCAAUGAUCUAUUAUUUCUGGCAAUCACGGAAUUGGAAGAUUUUCAGAGAAUGCUGUGUAGCAAAUGCAGGAUAUCAAGUUCAACACUAUAGAGAGAAUACAAAUGUUUAUAGAGUCUAAACAGGCUAGGAAGUGUACAUACUUUACUGAGCAUGCUUGUGUCACACCCAACUUUGCAGGUCGAAGGUUCUUUCUAAUUGAAAUGACGAUAUUGUUCCAAGUGACGACUCUAUAAAUAAAAAAUAAUCUCUAUUCAGUAUCGUCACUUCAAUUAGAAGAACACUUCGACCUCCGAAGAUGGGUGUCACAAUUUGGAGUCCCAAUCUUCACUGCACCCUUCCUGGAAGGCGGUGAGGAUUUGGGUGCUCUUUAGUUGCUAUUUUCGAAAAACAGAAAAAAGUAAAUAAAAUUUUCAGAAAAACGAAAAAAAUAAAUUAUGGCCAAACGGGCCCUAAAAAUAUUAUAUAUUCAGCCUAUUAGAAACAAUGAAGGCCAACUCCACUUUACAUUCUCCGACGGCGUUUAUCAAGUGAAGCUCUUCGCUUCGCUCCGUUUUGUUUUGCUCCGGAACAUCGUCAGCAGUUGUAAAGGGAGAAAAGCCUGAAUUUAUGUGAGUUUUUAUUUUAAUUUUAUUGUUACACGUGCAGAGCUUUGUCCAGAUUGAACUGAGUAAUUAUCAAUAGAU